Molecule: messenger RNA, 3501 nt
Organism: Heterocephalus glaber (naked mole-rat)
Lineage: Eukaryota; Metazoa; Chordata; Mammalia; Rodentia; Bathyergidae
Gene: Rad21
Product: RAD21 cohesin complex component
Biological process (GO): sister chromatid cohesion; replication-born double-strand break repair via sister chromatid exchange
Cellular component (GO): meiotic cohesin complex
Molecular function (GO): protein binding; chromatin binding
Source: RefSeq, a predicted model, not a curated record
GCCCCCCUCUCCCCGCCCCCUCCCCCGACCCUUUUCCCCUCCCCGGGCCACCCAGCGGCCCUGCUCCCCGCGGAGCGGAGCGCCAGGUUUCCUCUUGUUUUGUAGUCAACAAGAACAAUGUUCUACGCACAUUUUGUCCUCAGUAAAAGAGGGCCCCUGGCCAAAAUUUGGCUGGCGGCCCAUUGGGAUAAGAAGCUAACCAAAGCCCAUGUGUUUGAAUGUAACUUAGAGAGCAGCGUGGAGAGUAUCAUCUCACCAAAGGUGAAGAUGGCUCUGCGAACCUCAGGACAUCUCUUACUGGGGGUAGUGCGAAUCUAUCACCGGAAAGCCAAGUACCUUCUCGCAGACUGUAAUGAAGCAUUCAUUAAGAUAAAGAUGGCCUUUCGGCCAGGUGUUGUUGACCUGCCUGAGGAAAAUCGAGAAGCAGCCUAUAAUGCCAUCACAUUACCUGAAGAAUUUCAUGACUUUGAUCAGCCACUGCCAGACUUAGAUGACAUCGAUGUAGCCCAGCAGUUCAGCCUGAACCAGAGUAGAGUGGAAGAGAUAACCAUGAGAGAAGAGGUUGGGAACAUCAGCAUCCUGCAGGAAAAUGACUUUGGUGACUUUGGAAUGGAUGAUCGUGAGAUCAUGAGAGAAGGCAGUGCUUUUGAGGAUGAUGACAUGUUAGUCAGCACUAGUGCAUCUAACCUCCUCCUGGAACCUGAACAGAGCACCAGCAAUCUGAAUGAGAAAAUCAACCAUUUAGAGUACGAAGACCAAUAUAAGGAUGAUAACUUCGGAGAGGGAAAUGAUGGUGGAAUAUUAGACGACAAGCUCAUUAGUAACAAUGAUGGCGGCAUCUUUGACGACCCCCCUGCGCUGUCCGAGGCCGGCGUGAUGCUGCCGGAACAGCCUGCACACGAGGACAUGGAUGAGGAUGACAAUGUGUCAAUGGGUGGACCUGAUAGUCCUGAUUCAGUGGAUCCCGUUGAGCCAAUGCCAACUAUGACUGAUCAAACAACACUUGUUCCGAAUGAGGAAGAAGCAUUUGCUUUGGAACCUAUUGAUAUAACUGUCAAAGAAACAAAAGCCAAGAGGAAGAGGAAACUGAUAGUUGACAGUGUCAAAGAGUUGGACAGCAAGACUAUUAGAGCCCAGCUUAGUGACUACUCUGAUAUUGUCACCACGUUGGACCUGGCACCUCCCACCAAGAAGUUGAUGAUGUGGAAAGAGACAGGAGGAGUAGAGAAACUGUUCUCUUUACCUGCUCAGCCUCUGUGGAAUAACAGACUACUGAAGCUCUUUACACGCUGUCUCACACCACUUGUACCAGAAGACCUCAGGAAGAGGAGGAAGGGAGGCGAGGCAGACAACCUGGAUGAGUUCCUCAAGGAAUUUGAAAACCCAGAGGUCCCCAGAGAGGACCAGCCGCAGCCACAGCCGCAGCAGCAGCGUGACGUUAUCGACGAGCCCAUUUUGGAGGAGCCAAGCCGCCUCCAGGAGUCUGUGAUGGAGACCAGCAGGUCCAACAUAGAUGAGUCAGCCAUGCCGCCGCCGCCGCCGCAGGGAGUGAAGCGCAAGGCUGAACAGGUCGACCCGGAGCCUGUGAUCCCUCCUCAACAGGUAGAGCAGAUGGAGAUACCACCUGUGGAGCUUCCCCCAGAAGAGCCCCCAAAUAUCUGUCAGCUCAUACCAGAGUUAGAACUUCUGCCCGAAAAGGAGAAGGAGAAAGAAAAGGAGAAAGAGGACGAUGAAGAGGAAGAGGAAGAAGAUGCUUCGGGGGGUGAUCAGGAUCAAGAAGAAAGGAGAUGGAACAAACGGACUCAGCAGAUGCUUCAUGGUCUUCAGCGAGCUCUUGCCAAAACUGGAGCUGAAUCUAUCAGUUUGCUUGAGUUAUGUCGAAACACAAACAGAAAGCAGGCUGCGGCGAAGUUCUACAGCUUCUUGGUUCUUAAAAAGCAGCAGGCUAUCGAGCUGACGCAGGAAGAACCCUACAGUGACAUCAUCGCCACCCCUGGCCCGAGGUUCCACAUCAUUUGAGGAGCUGGAGGCGAGAGCUAGUGUUCCUCACUAGCGCGUACAGCUUGCCCCGUGCGUCGGGCACCAGAGAAACCCUUUGAGAAAAUUUAGAUUUUUGUCUGUACAAAACCGCUGCCUUUUCUUUCAUUUUUUCAAGUGUUUUUAAUUCGUGGAUUUCACCUUUAAGGGAAAUUGCUUGUAUGGGUUGUGUUUGUGUUGCGAUGGAGAAAACAGCACCCCGAGGACCCGGAAGCUUAUUUUUACCAGUUCAGAACAGAUGUGUGCAAUAUUGGUGCAUGUAACGACGUUGGAUAACUGUCGAAAGUCGGGAUUUUUAGUUCUCUGUUACUGCGUCAAAAGGUAACCUGUCUGGGAACAUGCCUGGCAGUGUUACUGGGAACUGGUGUGUCUUUGGCAGGAAAAGUGUCUUCCCGUCAGUGCACUAGCAGCCUGGCUCAUCUCUGUACACAGGGACAGCGCCUGACGCCAGAGUCACCCUGCGGGGUUUAAAGUGUGACCCCCCCCCCCCUUGUGACUGAGCCCCUUGGCCACACAGACAGGACUGGCCUGGCCUGGCCUGAAGCCCUCUGUCUUAGAAGUGAACGCAUUCCAUUGCGUCUGUAUGAUGAACUUUGCUGUCCUGACCUUUGUUGUUUUAGUGCAGCUCCAAAAUGACCAGAAAUAGACUUGUUAAAGGGGAAUAACUUAAAAACAUACCUAACUUUCCAGGAGCAAUAAAUGAGCGUUUUCAGAUCAUGAAGAUAGAAAUCCUUCUGCCGACCAAGAGGGCAGACUGGUGGGACAUGACACAUCAAGCUGGCUUAACCUUAAGCAGAUAGUGCUGUAAAAACUAAUGGCUUCUCUGAUAUUUAUUAUAAAUGUUAGUACUGAUCUCUUUUCCAAUGCUGCACACUCCUGUGUUUGGAACUUUAUUUUAAUAACUUUGCAACUGAAAUCCUAUAUCUGGUUUCCUGUAAUUUAAAUGAAGAUAAACACAUCCAAAUAAAGGCUUUAUUAUUAACAGACCAGAUAGCACCAGAAAUUAUGUGACUGUCAGUGAUUAUCAUAACGUCUUAACUUUUUAGGGCAAAAUUACACUGAAAGUUCUGGCUAAAGUGUUGGCACUUUUGUGGGGAAAAAAAUCACUUUUGAAACUCAGACUUCAGUGUAUACCCAGUAAUUUAAAAUUAUGUGAAAUGUUUUAAAUUUGAGAACUCAUAAUUACUGUUUUAACGAUUCAGAUUUUGAGACUGGUCUAAUUGUAUAAAAUUGCUAUUACAGUUUUAUUUUCAAUAUGAUGUGCCUGUAAACCAUGGUCCUCCCCCCUUUGUAAAAAGACAUUGUAGAUAAUUGAAUGUUUGAUUACAGAAAGGUCAUUAGUUUCUCGUUACACAUUUUGUUAGUCUGGUUUUGUUGCUUAUCAGGUUUAAUAUUGUUCUUGAAAAUAGUUGAUGCUAUGUUAUGUAUAACUUUUCUAAUAAAAGUUGUGUUAUAAUCUGUUAA